CAAAUGCAAAACCCUAGAUAGGCAGCUCCCACUUUUCCUCUUUUAUCACAUCUCACUCGCUUUUCAAACACAUACUUCACACAGCCGGCGUUAGAUUUCACGGCCGACAGGCUUGCAGGAAAACGGCGGAGAACGAUGAGUAAAGGCACGGCAGCGGCGAAAGGCGGGAAGAAGAAGGGUGUAAGCUUCGUGAUUGACUGCUCGAAGCCGGUGGAGGAUAAGAUCAUGGAGAUCGCCUCGCUCGAGAAGUUCCUUCAGGAGAGAAUCAAGGUUGGCGGGAAAGCCGGCGCUCUCGGCGAGUCGGUGACCAUCUCCCGCGACAAAAACAAGAUCACCGUCACCGCUGAUUCUAACUUCUCCAAAAGGUACCUCAAGUAUUUGACCAAGAAAUACUUGAAGAAGCAUAACGUGAGGGAUUGGCUUCGGGUGAUUGCUGCAAACAAAGAGCGCAAUGUUUAUGAACUACGCUACUUCAACAUUGCCGAGCAAGAGGGAGAAGAAGAAGACUAAGUUUUACAUCAUUUUUUCAUGUUUCUCUUCGGUUUGCCUCCAUUUUGUCAAGUUUGCUUGCUUGGAUUUAUUUAUGAGAUUGCAGUUUUGGUUAAAGAGACGUUUUGUGUUACCCUUUUGAGUUACAUUUACUCGAGCCACAAUAGGUUUUUAACUCGUUCUUAGCUCAAUGCUUUUAUGUGACAUAUUUACUAUGGG
Striga asiatica is the source of this 708-nucleotide messenger RNA. Lineage: Eukaryota; Viridiplantae; Streptophyta; Magnoliopsida; Lamiales; Orobanchaceae. The record is from the annotation of a GenBank genome assembly.